CGUCUCUCAAACCUCUUUCUUUUCUGAGUUGCUGUUUGGGAUUUCAAAGAGUACUGUCUUUUUUGCAGAGUUGGUCUGCCUGGAGAGAUCAAUCGUUGUUUUGUUCAUCUGUUUUGUUAUAAGCGUGGAAGGGAAGAAAAAAGCAAUUUUAGAAGAUUCCAACUUUUGCCUCAUCUCCGCGAUUUUUUUUUCGCGCUGCUUCUCCGGUCUUCACCUGACAACUCAACCUCACAUUACGAACGGAGUCAUACUCGAACAUUGCCACCGUCGCUGCUGUAUUAGCUCACGAUUUUCGCUUCCCGCGUCUGAUUUCACCUUUAAGCAGUAAUCAGACUACGAUCUUGUUUCUCCCCCGAACCUACUCAGAUGCCGUUGCACUGAAGCACGACGAGUGAAACCCCCUUGAUGCGCUUUCUACGACCAAACCCCGCCAUCAGAAGACAAAUGGCAAUGAGACUCUCACUCGGCGCGCAAUGCGCUCGAGCUGCUGCCCAGACCAGACGGACCGCCAUCAUAAGCAGUAAACAUGCCUACACCACCAUCUCCUGCGCCACCACCACAAUCACCAGCAGCAACACUCGGACCCUUCGACGGGCCACUCUUUCCAACUCACAUCUACGGCAACAAAACAAAACGUCUUCAGCCGUCACUUGGACCCGAGCCGCCUCUCGAGUCCACUCCUCCGAUUCUGUGGUCCGAAAAUACUGGCAGGGCUUCCUGGAGCUCCAACCGAAGCCAAAUAAACCCCUCGUUAUUACCAAGAAGACCAAAGAACUGCAGGAGCUGCUGCUCAAGGUCGGAGAGGUUGGCACAUCGCCCCGUCUGCGGCAGUCCGAGGGCUCGCUGGCGGGCGACCAGAGUACGAGGAAGCAGGUGCAAAUGGAGCUGAAGUGGCUGCCGGAUCCCAAGCGGCUGGCCGAUCGGGUAGGCCGGUUGCUGCAGGCGAGGGAGAUUAUCAUGGCCGCGGCCUUGGUGCGCGCGGCGCAGAAGGAAGGGAGGGAAUGUAUGGUCGCAUGGAAUCAUAUUCUGGAGUAUUGCAUGAAGCAGGGUGCGACGAUGGCGGCGUAUAAGUUCUACACGGAUAUGAAAAAACGUGGACGCAAACCGAACGCUUACACCUAUACGAUCAUGCUCAAUGGUUUCAGUACCUAUGUGCCGGACCAAGAUAAAAAAGCGGACGCCGCGGCGCGUGCGAAAAAUGUGGAUGCUGCAAUGCGUGUGUAUCGCUCCAUCGAGGAGAAUCCGAACGUCGAGCGAGACAUCAUCCAUAGCAAUGCUAUGCUUAAAGUUUGCUGGCUCCAGCAAGACAUGGAUACCUUGUGGCGGGUUGCGGGAGAUCUCCCCGAGGAAGGGCCGGGUUCACCUGACGCUCACACCUACACGAUCAUUCUGCGAGCCAUCGAGAGUCGCCUGCACCGCGAGGCCGCGAAUGUCCCAUCGAGGCAUGUCGGUCCGAAUUGUGAGAAGAGAAAACCGGCCAUCACGGAAGGCAAGAGGGUUUGGGCGGACGUCGUCUACCGUUGGAAAAAGGGCCAGCUCGAGCUUGACAACAACCUGGUUCACUCGAUGGCUGUGCUGCUCUUGCAUGCGUAUAGUGAUUACAAUUGUUGGGAGGUGCUCGCUUUAUACAAUCAAACGGCGGGCCUUCCCAUUCUUGCAAACAAGCCGUCGCCGCUCGACGUUUACCACGACAGGUGGGCAGACAGACGGAUGGCGGCAAAGGGCCUUGGUGGGUACAAGCCGGAGCAUCUCCCUUUUGUCAAUCUCAACAAUGAGCCAGUCGAUGCUGAGGCUACCAAGGAUUCGGAAUCGACUGAAGCAGAUGACGUGGAGGGAGUCGAGGAGGAGAAUUUCGACCACCUGUUUGACCCGGUGAAUGAAGCCACUGGCCCUUCAGCCCCUGCUCUAAUCAAACUCGGCAACCGGGAGCUUGACGUGGUGCUGGAGGCUUGCCUGACCAUGCAGCAGGGAAUGGGGCCUGGAAAACAGUACUGGAAUUAUCUGACGCGCGAUGGCCACUCCCCCCUCAUUGAGCCUGAUGCGGCAUCUAUCCACCAAUAUAUUCGUCUUCUUCGCUAUAGCCGAGCGUCUCGGGAAGCCCUCACGGUGAUUCGCGAUCAGAUGGUGCCCACUGGAACCGUUGACCACAAAACUUUCCACAUCGCUAUGAGUGUCUGCCGGCGCGAUACCCGCAAUGGGAAUGUCCUGAAUAUCGCCGACGAGAUGCUCGACGUCAUGGGGCGUGCGCUGGUCCUCCCGGAGCCGCGUGCUUUGGUAGGUUACCUCGAGCUCACCCACGCCUUGAAGGAAAACCCUCAAGUCCUUUUGUCUUUGAACGGCCUCCAAGGUGCCUGGAAGCCCAAGGCGAACAACUUCCAGGACCAUGGUAGGAGCUUGCAUGCCGGAUUAGACCUGCACACUGUUGAGCAGGUGUACCCUCACCUCAUGAAACUCGAGGAAGCUACUCUACCGUAUUUGCCGAAAUUGGAAGAAUUCAACACCUUGACGGUCCCUUCGCCUCACAACUCUGACUUGACCCACGGGCUGUAUGGCGCGAAAAUCGCUCAGGCGAUGACCGAGACAGGGCGGUUGAUCGACGAAUUGCUGAGUCGGGCUAAGCAGUUCAAGUUCCUGAGCGAUAAGAAGCGCAAGGAAUUGCAGGCCAAGCGGGCGGUCCUGAAGAAGUACUCUGAUGCCCGCAUUCACGCGGCUCUCCAGGAAGCUCGCGUGGAUGCGACUGCCAGCCAAAUUGAAGCCUUUGAGCAACAGCAGGAGGGGUCAGAGCAGAAGCCUCGGGAAGAGUCUCAGCAGGAGAAGCCCCGACAGAGAAAGCAGAGGCAGUCCCGUCAUGAGAAGCCCCAAGAGGAGAAGCCUCGCCAGGAGAAGCCCCAGGAGGAGAAGCCCCAGGAGAAGCCCCAGCAGGAGCCCCAGCAGGAGCCCCAGCAGGAGCCUCAGCAUGAAGAGACUCGAUUUGUGAAUGCCAAGGAGCAAUAGUUUCGACACUGUACAGGAUCAUCAUCACCUCUUUUAACAUUUACUUUUGUCAUUCAUAGCAUCUAGAGGGCGUUGGUACAUAGGUUUUCACUUUUCUGUACGAUACUGGCAUGGUUAAUCUCCCCUGUAUAGACCACAUAGACACGUGAG
Messenger RNA from Aspergillus saccharolyticus JOP 1030-1, 3144 nucleotides. RefSeq lists its product as uncharacterized. The coding region runs from base 445 to 2994 and encodes 849 amino acids. The record is from RefSeq and is a predicted model, not a curated record. NCBI's taxonomy places the organism in Eukaryota, Fungi, Ascomycota, Eurotiomycetes, Eurotiales, Aspergillaceae. Gene Ontology annotation, molecular function: protein binding. The transcript is spliced from 2 exons.